Marasmius oreades (fairy-ring Marasmius) is the source of this 672-nucleotide messenger RNA. RefSeq lists its product as uncharacterized. The transcript has 2 exons. The record is from RefSeq and is a predicted model, not a curated record. Bases 4 to 636 code for a protein of 210 amino acids. NCBI's taxonomy places the organism in Eukaryota, Fungi, Basidiomycota, Agaricomycetes, Agaricales, Marasmiaceae.
GAAAUGGCAAUCACACCUUAUCCGAGAAGCUCGAUGUCUCUUCUUUUGAUCUCUCACUUGAAUCCCUUUAUCUUCGAGGCCACGACUGGCGGAUGGUCAAUCGAUACUUUGUUUGUGGACUCAAAACCUGAAUGGCUUCGUACUAUCAAAUCAUUCAUUUACCCACCUACUUUAAUGAACUUUCUUCCCCUUCUCAACUUGUUUGCCCCUUCAAUUGAACAUCUUAUUAUAAAGCACCCAACGUGCUAUUCAUCUGGCUCAAUAAGCCCCUUUCGUUCCCUUCGAAUCUUGACGCUUGUGCUCGCGAGUCACCGUCGUUUAGGCCGCGAUUUCCUAACCUUGAUUGAGGCGGAGAACUUAGCUGUUAUAAAACUCAAAUUUCAUACAAAGAUCCCAGAAGAAGAAUCCUAUGCUCUGAAGGGCUACGAAUGGAAACAAUUUUGCUCGUUGCUUUUGAAGAAGUUUCCAAAGAUUGGGAAACUUGUGAUCUGGUUUGCGUUGGGCAAGUAUGUUGGUCAGGAACGAAGAAAGGAGAUUGAUGCCAUAGUGAAAGCACUCUUCCCUGACUCGUGUUUUGCGGGAAAUGAGAUCGGAGUCACAAAGUGGGGUGAAUUCGUGGUCGCGCUGUUGCACUAAAUACUUACUCAGGUGUUGAGAACCCUUAUGGACCUC